Messenger RNA from Besnoitia besnoiti, 1359 nucleotides. RefSeq names its product SAG-related sequence. Lineage: Eukaryota; Apicomplexa; Conoidasida; Eucoccidiorida; Sarcocystidae. Gene Ontology annotation, cellular component: membrane. The coding region runs from base 1 to 1359 and encodes 452 amino acids. The record is from RefSeq and is a predicted model, not a curated record. The transcript is spliced from 2 exons.
AUGUUGUCCACCUUGAUUUUCAUUGUCGCCGUGCACCUGGUACCAACACUCUUUGUGUCUGGUGCGACUGGUACAGGCAGCUCCCAUACCUGUAGUGCAGCGAGCACUGCUAUCUCGGUUGCCGUAAACCCACAGACGAAAGAGGUCAUAUUUGUCUGCGAACAAGCCGUGCCGUAUGUCUGGCCAGCUGGUGACGCCGUGGUCACCACAUUCUUCAGUAAAGGGGACCUAAAGGACACAGAAAAACUGGCAGAUGUCUUCGGUGCAGGGUCGCAGCUCACCGUCCAGGCGUCAGAUAAGGAGAAGAAGCCUGGUGCUCCGGUUACAGCCACACUUACGAUCAAACAGUUUGCCGAAACACCGCGAACCAUCUAUUUCGCCUGUGGCACCACUGAGUCUCCGGCGAAGCAGGCAACGUCUAGAAGGUUGAGUGGCGAUGAGGAAGGUGCAGGAGAGCGUGGAUCCAAUUUGAAUCUCCAAGGUAAAGAACAUCCUACGAAUGGCAAGGAAAACCAGGAGGGAGGGGGCGCUCCAAAAGGGGAAAACAAGGCCGCGGCCGAGUUGUCCGGUAAAGAGACUAAAGCCGCCAGUCCGUCUGUGCCUCGCCCUGCGCCAAGUUCUCCUGCACAGAGUGUGCCGAGCACCAAACAGCCUGGUAACGUGGCUGAAGGUGAAAAGGAUCACCUGGAAGACCAACAUAGUGGUUCGCCUCCUCAGGCUGGUGCAACAGCCGGCCAGCUGGGUGGUAGAGAGGGUCACCUGAAUGGGGUGCCGGACCAUAAGAAUGACUUAGCGCAGCCGCAGACGCCGCCGAGGGCAUCGCUGCCUACGGAGUCCACGGGAAACCAACAGAACGGACCCCCCGCCAGCACCCCAAGCGACAGCCUGAGCAGCACCUCGUGUCUUGUCACUGUUACAGUUCCCGGGGGACCAAGUGCUACUGCCUGCACUGCUGACAAGAAGACCAUGGAGCUCGAUAUUAACAGAAAAACGAAGAGCGUCACCUUCGAAUGUGGAUCAACUGUUCCUUCCCUGUCUCCUGCCGACAGUUCACUGAACGUAUACGAUGGGUCAUGCAACAAGAAAGUAUCACUACUGGACGUGCUUCCCACCGCCAAGCUAGAGACCGCGGAUUCGGGCUAUACUUUUAGCGUGGAGCGACUCCCUUCGACCCCCAUAGCACUGUGUUACAAGUGCUUGCCAACUCAGUCAGCUGCAGGGAAGGAGGCGGAAAUGUCGGAGUGUACGAUCAAGAUCAGCGUUGCAGGCGAACAGCCGUCGUCAGCAGCAGGCGGCUCUCUGAGAUUUGCUUCUUUUUCUGUCUUCUUGUCUCUUACGGGCUUGUGCUACUUGUAUUAG